UACUUAUGAGGAGAGCGUGCAAAACAAUGUUCCAAUAGAAACAAUAGAUAUAUGUACAUAUCAAAAUACUGAAGUUUCUGAAUUUAUAGUUGACUGGUCUCUACAUAAACUAAGACUUUUUUUUAUAAACGAGUUGAACGAGACAUUUCGGUUAUUUUCAAGAAUGGAUAUAUGGAAGAUAACUAUCAUCUGUUUUUUGUCUAUUCUUACGAGCCCCUGUUCCGGACUUGACAAUGGGCUAGCUUUGACUCCCCCAAUGGGCUGGAUGCAGUGGCAAAGAUACCGAUGCGUAGUUGACUGUGACUUAUAUCCAGAUGAUUGUAUUAGCGAAAAGUUGUUCAAGAGAACAGCGGAUCUUAUGGUGUCAGAUGGAUAUUUGGCUGCAGGAUAUGAAUAUGUUAUGAUAGAUGACUGUUGGAUGUCUUUCGAAAGAGAUCCGAAAUCAUUCAGAUUACAACCUAAUGCUACGAGAUUUCCUUCUGGUAUAAAAGCACUAUCUAAAUAUAUUCAUAGUAAAGGCUUGAAGUUUGGAAUUUAUGCUGACUAUGGGACCCAUACUUGUGGAGGAUAUCCAGGAAGUUUGAAUUAUCUGAGUAUUGAUGCCCAAACUUUCGCAGAUUGGGAAGUGGACUAUUUGAAAUUCGAUGGAUGUUAUGUGGACCAGAGUGAAAUGGAAGAAGGAUAUGCAGCUAUGAGUGGAUUUUUGAAUAGAACAGGAAGACCUAUAGUAUAUUCAUGUAGCUGGCCUGCUUAUAUGGAACCGAGUGGAAUAAAGCCUAAUUACAAAGCCUUAGCCAAAUACUGCAACUUAUGGAGAAACUGGGAUGAUAUCGAUGACUCAUGGCAGAGUGUCAGUAGCAUAAUGUCGUGGUUUGGAAAAAAUCAAGACAGAAUUGUUCCGAUGGCUGGACCAGGUCAUUGGAACGAUCCAGAUAUGUUGCUUGUGGGAAACUUUGGCUUGAGCUAUGAGCAGAGCAAAGCACAAUUGAGCGUAUGGGCCAUAUUAGCUGCUCCUUUCAUUAUGUCUGUGGAUUUGAAGAACAUCAGACCUGAAUUACGUGAUCUUCUGCUCAACAAAGAUGUUAUUGCAAUAAAUCAAGAUGCUCUGGGAAAACAAGGAACCCUAGUCUUGGAGAAAAAUAAUAUAAGUAUAUGGGUCCGACAGUUGAAACCACAUGCUCUUAAUUGUUCUUCCUAUGCUAUUGCUUUCGUUAGUCAUCGGACAGAUGGUUAUCCUUACAGAAUCACCGUGAAGCCGAGUAAAUUGGGAUUAUUCAAUGAGGAUGGAUAUUUGCUACAGGAUGUGUUCGAUAAAAUAGAGAGGCCGAUAACAACACCGGAAGAAGAUAUCGUUGUUAGAGUCAAGCCUUCAGGAGCAGUACUACUGAAAGCUAAACCACUGUGUGAUAGUAAUGCUAUCCAGCACUAAAUUCCAGAUUACUUUAUCUCCAAGAAGUAUUAUAUAAAUUUUAGGAUACAACUUACACUCAAUAAAAAUUUAGUUUUUUUAUCUCAA
Harmonia axyridis is the source of this 1516-nucleotide messenger RNA. Its product is annotated as alpha-N-acetylgalactosaminidase-like. Gene Ontology annotation, cellular component: cytoplasm. The transcript has 11 exons. The coding region runs from base 164 to 1429 and encodes 421 amino acids. The record is from RefSeq and is a predicted model, not a curated record. NCBI's taxonomy places the organism in Eukaryota, Metazoa, Arthropoda, Insecta, Coleoptera, Coccinellidae. Gene Ontology annotation, biological process: oligosaccharide metabolic process; glycosylceramide catabolic process; glycoside catabolic process. Gene Ontology annotation, molecular function: alpha-galactosidase activity.